Molecule: messenger RNA, 1249 nt
Organism: Cuscuta campestris
Lineage: Eukaryota; Viridiplantae; Streptophyta; Magnoliopsida; Solanales; Convolvulaceae
Source: the annotation of a GenBank genome assembly
GUCUCAUAUCUAAUCAGCCCUAGAUUUUGGCUUCUGGAACCUACUAUACCCCCCCUCUGCUAUCCCAAUUUUCCCCCCUUCUCAUUCCUCAACGCCGCAACACUCUCACAAGUCACGAGUGGAAAGCGUCUAAACCUCAGGCGUCGGAUUGCCUGAACCCUUCCCGGCGGCGCCGCGUAUCUACAGUAGACGACGCAGCGAGUCGUCUUCCAGCUAUCUCCUUCACGGUAAUUCAUCCGAUCGAGAGUCAAGAAUGGCUUUCUUUAGUAAAGCUGGGAACAUACUCCGACAGACAAUCAGCAAGACUCAUAUCAGCCAUGAGAUUCCUGCAUCUACUCCUGCAGCUUUCCAGUUCUUGCGAUUUAUGUCUUCAAAAGUAUUUGUGGGAGGUCUCCCUUGGAGUAUAGAUGAUUCAAGUCUUGUGGAUACUUUCUCUAAGUAUGGAGAAGUUGUUGAAGCAAGAGUCAUAACAGACAGAGAUACAGGAAGAUCCAGGGGCUUUGGAUUUGUCACAUAUAGGACUGCGGAGGAUGCUAGUUCUGCAAUCCAGGCGUUGGAUGGAAAGACGCUGGAGAACAGACAAAUAAAGGUAAACUUGGCAAAUGACAGGCCACGCACCUCUGGGGGCGGCAGUUAUGGUGGAGGUGGUGGCGGUUAUGGCGGUGGCGGUUAUGGUGGUGGUGGUUACAGUGGUGGCGGUGGUUAUGGCAGUGGCGAUUACAGUGGCGGUGGCGGUGGCUAUGGUGGUAAUAGUGGUUAUGGUGGCAGCAAUGAUGGAAACUUUGGAAACGAAAGUAGUGGGGGGAACUACAGUGGCAGUGUGGGUUAUGGCAAUGACAACUUUACUGGCGGCGGUGCCUCCUCGGACAGCCAGGGUUUCUCGAGCGGUCAGUUUGGGGAAGAUGACCAGAAUGAUGACUUUGCCAAAAGAGCAUAGGAAGGUGGUCAGUUGAAAAAUAACUUCAAUUCCUAGAUUUAUUGAAGAAGAUGACAUGACCUCUCUUUCACUCCCCUCUUGGUUUCUUAGUUCUGCCAUUAGUGUUUCAAGUCUUCAUCAUUUCGUUAUUGUUAUUUAUGACUACUAUGUUUUGUUUGGCUCUUUGAAUUAUGUUUGAGGUUUUGAAAACUCAAAUGUUUUUUGGUCCAAUUAUUUGGAGGCAUUAAGUUUGCAACCUAGUUAAAUUCUAUAACAAUGCAUUUGACAUGAUCUACAUCUUCUGCCAUUUGUAAAUUAAUCUACUCCGUUUAC